Molecule: messenger RNA, 2733 nt
Organism: Cephus cinctus (wheat stem sawfly)
Lineage: Eukaryota; Metazoa; Arthropoda; Insecta; Hymenoptera; Cephidae
Gene: ZnT49B
Product: zinc transporter 9
Exons: 11
Coding region: 674-2551 (625 amino acids)
Biological process (GO): zinc ion transport; transmembrane transport
Cellular component (GO): membrane
Molecular function (GO): monoatomic cation transmembrane transporter activity
Source: RefSeq, a predicted model, not a curated record
UAUAUCCUUAAUAGUCGAUUCGCUCGAAGAUAUGAUUUGUAUUCGAAUCACCAAUAUGUCUAUCUUUCUCAUACGCAUGUAAACCCCCGUAUCACUGUUUUUUUUUCGCUCUCAUACCAGGUACAAUAUAUUAAAAAUGCAAGAGAGACAUAUUUCUGAGAUAAAGCAUGUCAAAUAGGGUAACAGCAUAAGCAGUGACUAUGCUUCCAUCGGUGUCAAGUUAGAGAGAUGAAGUACAUAUGUUGUAUAUCUAUAUAUAUACAUAUAAGUAAGCUGUGGAUAUACAUUUAAUUUAUUUCAAGUUGCGUUUAACUUAAGUCUCUAGACUUCAAGUCUUAAAAAAAAAUAAUACAAGACAUUUACUCUCACAUCCGUGCUAACAGAACAAUGGUCUCGUAAUAUUUUUUAACGAUACAGCUCAUUAACACCUAAUGGCAGUAGUUAUCAACCCUUUCUCGCGCUCAGAGCGUAAUACACAUUUCUACGAGUUCGAAGAUAAAGUACCCGAUAGUAACCGAAGCAGAAUUGUGGGUCAUGGGAGUUUGCUUGGAGUAACGUAUUGCUAAUAAUUUCAUUAUCUCGUUAGACGUAACAAAUUUAGAAAGACAUCGCACUGCAGGAAGCGAUGGAAAAAGGAAAAAGGUUUGUGAAUGCUGCAUAACUAGCUGCCAAGAUGUUACAUCGGUCCUACAGUUUGUUGAACUUCAUACGACGCAACGUCAGUUGCUAUCACACGGAGCAGUUUUAUAUAUUUCAAAUAGAAUCAGCUAAGCGACAUGCCAGUAUCCUAAUAACGCCCAAGUGUGGUGUUCACCAUAGGCUCUAUAUGUUCUCCAACACUUCCACGGCAUGGAUAAUCAAGAACAUAGAUAACACUACUUGGUGCUCUACAAGGACUAUCUCCGAUGAUGUACAAUCUAAAAGUGAAGACUUGAAGAAUAAAAACAAAAAAAAAGAUGGUGAAGUACAACAGCGAGUCAUCGAAUUAACUGAGGAUAAGUUGGGGCACCUAAAGGAGAGAGUUCUUGAUGUUAAGUCUACUAAAUUGGAAGAUGAUAGUGAUAAGAAAACAGAUCAAAAAGAAAAAUCUAAAGAAGCUGUUAAAGAGAUUAAAAAAGAUGAACAACCUCUUAAGAAAGUUUUUAUAGUUGCAGCCAAAAAAAGAGUGCGAGUUGAUUUGUCUGCAUCUUCACUUGAAAGAAAUUUCAUUACUCCCGUACGCGCAAUGGCUGACUUUUUAUUAAAACCAUCUGACCUUGAAACACUACCAAAAACAAAGAGAAGAUCCCCAUACGAACUGGAGCCACCAAUAACAGUAUAUUGGCGCAAAGACGUAGAAGCUAAGGCCCUAGAAGUGUGGGGAUCGCGCGAAGCUUUACUCAAGGAACUUUUAAAAAAAGAACUAGAACGUAAGACCUAUCAGCAAAAAUAUCAAGACAAUACUAUCAUUUCUGCAGAUGUAUUUACCGUCAAACGAAGAUUACGCGAUUAUAGGCGAGAAAUGGGUUUUAAUCCAGAAGCUCAUUUCGAGGAGGGACUGUUUGGUAGAUCUGGUAGAGUAGUCUUAACGGCAAUCAUUAUAAACGCUAGUAAUUUCUUAUUUAAAGUUUUCGCCUGGCUCCAUACCGGGUCGCAUAGUAUGUUUUCCGAGUGUAUCCACUCUGCAGCUGAUACUUGCAAUCAGUUAAUCCUAGCUUACGGAAUUCAUAAAUCUGUUCAGAAUCCAAAUCCGGAUCAUCCUUACGGCUAUACAAACAUGAAGUACGUGUCGUCGCUAAUAUCCGGUGUCGGAAUAUUCUGCGUGGGUACUGGUUUGUCCGUGUAUCAUGGAAUCCAUGGUAUACUAUUUCCGGCCCCAGUGGAGUCCUUUUAUUGGGCUUACUUCAUUCUGGGAGGAUCAUUAGUAUCUGAAGGCGCAACUUUAUUAGUAGCAAUAAAUUCAAUUAAGAAAGGUGCCGAGGAAAAGCAUAAGAGUUUCAAGGAAUACGUCGUGGGGGGGCAAGAUCCUUCUGUCAAUGUAGUUCUUUUGGAAGAUCUGGCAGCUGUAAUCGGGGUUGUCUUCGCCGCUUCUUGCAUGGGUCUCACUUCCUAUCUGGGGAAUCCGAUGUUCGAUGCUAUUGGCUCUUUGCUAGUUGGUGGUCUUCUAGGUGGAGUAGCGUCCUUCAUAAUUUAUACAAACGUAGCUGCACUAGUGGGACGCAGCAUACCUCAAGAAAGCCUCGAUAAGAUAAACGCCGAACUGGAGUCUGAUAUCAUGGUUCGUGCGAUUCAUGACGUUAAAGGAAUAGAUAUGGGCAACAGUUUGGUGAGAUACAAGGCUGAACUAGACUUUGACGGUAGAGAACUCACUAGAUCGUACCUGGAUAAACAUGAUCUCAAUGCAAUGCUUGAGGAAGUAAAAAAGAUGCAAAAUAUCGAUGAGCUUGAAUUAUUUUUGUUGAAACAUGGUGAGAAUAUAGUGGAUAUGCUUGGUGGUGAGAUUGACAGAAUAGAAUUAAAGUUAAAGAAAAAUCAUCCAGAAAUUAGACAUUGUGAUCUAGAGAUCUUAUAAAGACCUUGGCUAGAAGCUGCUGAAGAUUUAAAGCCACUCGAUGUAAAUACAUAAUUUCAAAUUAUUAUAAUGUAGUUCUAGAUGCUCAGCCUACUGGCUUUUGUUGCAUAAUUAUGACAAGCAAGUCUAUGAAGUUUUGUAAUAACUCUCGCUUUAAUAAAGCUGCCUAUCGAUAAAUUAUA